AGGACGCGAGGGUGGCGCCUGCGCACACUGGCACGGCGCGGCAAGAUGGCUGACAAAGAGAAGAAGAAGAAGGAGAGCAUCUUGGACCUGUCCAAGUACAUCGACAAGACGAUCCGCGUGAAGUUCCAGGGAGGCCGUGAAGCCAGUGGAAUCCUGAAAGGGUUCGACCCGCUCCUCAACCUCGUGCUUGACGGGACCAUCGAGUACAUGCGAGACCCCGAUGACCAGUACAAGCUGACGGAGGACACGCGGCAGCUGGGCCUGGUGGUGUGCAGGGGCACAUCCGUGGUGCUCAUCUGCCCGCAGGACGGCAUGGAGGCCAUCCCCAACCCCUUCAUCCAGCAGCAGGACACCUAGCGGGCGGCGCAGCGGGCCGAGCACGGUCUCCGCGACUCGGCUGCCGCCCCCACAGCACCCACUGCCGCUGGAACGGAAGGUCUUUCCUUUUUGUGUAGGUUGAACUUUUGUUUUCUUAAUAAAAUUGCAAACCUCAA
Lemur catta (Ring-tailed lemur) is the source of this 494-nucleotide messenger RNA. RefSeq names its product LSM7 homolog, U6 small nuclear RNA and mRNA degradation associated (gene LSM7). Gene Ontology annotation, biological process: mRNA splicing, via spliceosome; nuclear-transcribed mRNA catabolic process. The transcript is spliced from 4 exons. The coding region runs from base 46 to 357 and encodes 103 amino acids. The record is from RefSeq and is a predicted model, not a curated record. Gene Ontology annotation, molecular function: RNA binding. Lineage: Eukaryota; Metazoa; Chordata; Mammalia; Primates; Lemuridae. Gene Ontology annotation, cellular component: U6 snRNP; U12-type spliceosomal complex; U2-type prespliceosome.